GUUGUUGGGCUGAACCGGACCACAGAAUCACACAGGAUCCGUGGUCCGGUCCCAUCAGGCCAUCACCAAUUCACCAUUCACCAUCGCCACCGCCCUCGGCCCUCGCCCACGCCGCCUACCUCCGCCACAUCGCAAAAGGAACACCACAGCAUCCCCAUUGCGGCAUGGCCAUGCCCAAUUGCUCGCCGCCGCCGGGCGGCGGCUUUCUCUUGUUGCGGUGGGCUGGUGGCGGCCUGGGAUGGUUCUGGAACGAAUCGGAAGAGGAGGGCCUCUGGGCUCAUCUGGCCGCCGCCCAAAGCCCAACCCCUCUCCCUCUGAGGUAUAUGGUCUGUUUGGUUCUCUUCUCAGUGUUCCUGCACUGCACCUGGCUCCCGCUGACCAGGCUACGGGUGUGCAACCAUUGUUUGUUUGGUUCGCAUGACUACGCCAUCGCCGCCCGCGAGCCAGGCCAUGAGAAAACGGAUUCCAAAUCCGUUUUUUGGGAGCCAGGCUCCAGUGCCUCGGUUGCAUGCCCAGGGCCAGGCCCAGCAAUGAGUGCAGGGAACCAAACACUGUGAAACUGCAUCCCAGGAGCCAAGCACGAGUAUAUCAGGGCAACCAAACAGG
This is a messenger RNA of Sorghum bicolor (sorghum), 606 nucleotides long. RefSeq lists its product as uncharacterized. The transcript is spliced from 2 exons. The record is from RefSeq and is a predicted model, not a curated record. Bases 165 to 557 code for a protein of 130 amino acids. Lineage: Eukaryota; Viridiplantae; Streptophyta; Magnoliopsida; Poales; Poaceae.